Messenger RNA from Wyeomyia smithii (pitcher-plant mosquito), 864 nucleotides. RefSeq lists its product as uncharacterized. The transcript has a single exon. Bases 1 to 864 code for a protein of 287 amino acids. NCBI's taxonomy places the organism in Eukaryota, Metazoa, Arthropoda, Insecta, Diptera, Culicidae. Gene Ontology annotation, molecular function: nucleic acid binding. Gene Ontology annotation, biological process: DNA integration. The record is from RefSeq and is a predicted model, not a curated record.
AUGUUCGGCGAUAGAGUUGUUGUGCCAAACCGCUUUCGCAAACGCAUUCUUCAGCAACUACAUCGAGGCCAUCCGGGGAUGGAGCGAAUGAAAUCCCUUGCAAGAAGUUUCGUGUACUGGCCUAACAUCAAUGAUGCCGUUGAAAAAUAUGUUCGAUGCUGCAGACCCUGUGCUGAAGCUGCUAAAUCACCACGCAAGACGGACCUGGAGUCGUGGCCCAUUCCAUCGAAGCUGUGGGAACGAGUCCAUAUCGAUUAUGCUGGCCCGAUUAAUGGAUACUACUACUUUCUGGUAAUUGACGCAUAUUCAAAAUGGCCAGAAAUCUACCGCACUCGAAGCACAAACACAACGAAAACGUUGGAAAUGCUAGACGAGAUUUUUUCAAGAUUCGGCAAUCCAAAAAUUCUGGUUUCGGAUAAUGGCUCGCAAUUUGUUAGCGCCCGAUUCAAGCAAUUCUGUGAUGAAGCUGGAAUCACCCACUUAACAAUUGCGCCCUACCAUCCACAGUCUAAUGGACAGGCUGAGCGCUUUGUGGACACUUUGAAAAGAGGACUCAAGAAGUUACGAGAGGGAGGAAAUCCAGCAACUUUCCGACAUCUUCAAACUUUCCUUUCCGUUUACCGGUCCACACCCAAUCGAAGUGCUCGUGAUCAUAAGUCACCUGCAGAACUUUUUCUAGGUAGACCCCUCACUACUACACUGGAUCUUCUUAAGCCCCGAAAAUCAAGCACACCAGCUGUAAACAGUAAGCAGAAUAACCAGUUCAAUCAACACCAUGGUACCGUCAAGAGAGAGUUCUCCGCUGAUGAUUUAGUGUACGCAGAGGUUCAUCAUCACAAUCAAACCUCAUGGGUUCGAUUUUGA